AGAAUGAUCAAUGAUCCCAAAUCCGCGCACUUCAUAGCCUGGAACGAUCACGGAACAAGCUUUGUGGUCUCGAACGUCGGCGAGUUCAGCCGGAGCAUCUUGGGCUCGCACUUCAAACACAACAACUUCUCGAGCUUUGUGCGGCAGCUCAACAUGUACGGAUUCCAUAAGAUCAACCGGACGCCGCGGGCGCAGCGGACGUCGACGGACGCGCAGACGUGGGAGUUCUCGCACCACAAGUUCCUGCGGGGGCGUCCGGACCUGCUGGAGGAGAUCAAGCGCAAG
Molecule: messenger RNA, 285 nt
Organism: Heterobasidion irregulare TC 32-1
Lineage: Eukaryota; Fungi; Basidiomycota; Agaricomycetes; Russulales; Bondarzewiaceae
Exons: 4
Biological process (GO): regulation of DNA-templated transcription
Molecular function (GO): DNA-binding transcription factor activity; sequence-specific DNA binding
Source: RefSeq, a predicted model, not a curated record